Molecule: messenger RNA, 3327 nt
Organism: Oikopleura dioica
Lineage: Eukaryota; Metazoa; Chordata; Appendicularia; Copelata; Oikopleuridae
Source: the annotation of a GenBank genome assembly
AUGUCGUUUCAGAGCGCCAGUGCUGUUAGAAGCCGACUUCCGACUUUUAACAAAAUUCCGAUCGAUCUCGCUACAGAGGCCAAGCUCUUGAAUUUCAAUCAAUUGGCUACUGUUGACUUGCGAAAUGCAGUUUCAGCAGUUGCGGCGGCGAAAAAUAAGAAGACAGUUGGAUUGUACGAAGAAGUCCUCAUCGACUGGCUCAAGAAGUUCGACGCUCAUCUUUCCGACCGAACAUUCUUCGUUGCGGAACGCCCAACAACUGCUGACUACGCAGUUUUCUCGGAACUAGCCGUUGCAUUUUCAACCCAGUACCCAGAAGAUCGCAUCAAAACCGACUUCGCCAAUCUGCAUCGUUGGUUUCGAACAGUUCUCGUGCAGAACUCCGCCAAACUCGGAUCGUUUAGAUAUUACACCCCACCACCAGCGGGAAUGAACACGAAUAUCACCGCCAACGAGGUGCGAACGCAAUUUCUUGAAUUUUUCAAGGAGCGUGAGCACCCUUAUGUCCACUCGAGCUCGACCAUCCCUCAUGAUGAUCCUACUCUUCUCUUUGCCAACGCCGGUAUGAAUCAAUUCAAGUCGAUCUUCGUUGGAACGAUUGAUCCAUCUUCCCCAAUGGCCAAGCUCAAAUCCGCUGUUAAUUCUCAAAAGUGCAUCCGAGCAGGAGGAAAGCACAACGAUUUGGACGAUGUCGGAAAGGACUCUUACCAUCAUACAUUUUUCGAAAUGCUGGGAAGUUGGUCUUUCGGAAAUUACUUCAAGAAAGAAGCAAUCGCUUGGUCCUUCGAGUUGCUCAACAAAGUCUGGGGAAUUCCAGCUGAUCGUCUUUACGCCACUUACUUUGAAGGAAAUCCCGAAGCUGGACUCGAGCCCGACAAUGAAGCCCGUGAAGAAUGGCUAAAAUAUCUCCCUGCAGAUCAGAUUCUCCCUGGAAACGCGAAAGAUAAUUUCUGGGAAAUGGGUGACACUGGCCCAUGUGGCCCUUGCUCAGAGCUUCAUUACGAUCGAAUCGGCGGACGAAACGCAGCCAGCUUGGUAAACAUGGACGAUCCAGAUGUCCUUGAAAUCUGGAACUUGGUCUUUAUGCAGUACGAUCGACAGCCUGACAAAAGUUUGAUUCCCCUUCCCGCCAAAUCAGUCGAUACUGGAAUGGGCCUUGAGCGAGUUGUCUCUGUUUUACAGGACAAACGCGCAAACUACGACACGGACAUGUUCUCUCCAUAUUUUAAGAAAAUCCAGGAGCUAACCGAAACCCGCGCAUAUACCGGUCUUUUCGGCGCGGAAGACAAAGACGGUGUCGACAUGGCCUACCGAGUGCUUGCUGAUCACGCUCGAACUCUUUCCAUCGCUCUCGCCGACGGUGGUCGACCAGAUAACGUCGGUCGAGGCUACGUCCUCCGAAGAAUUCUCAGAAGAGCAAUUCGCUAUGGUCACGAAAAAUUGAACAUGAAGGUCGAUGAUUUUACCGCUCUUGUCGAUGUCGUUGUUGAGUCACUCGGCGACGCUUUCCCAGAGCUCAAGAAAGAUCCUGAGUCUACCAAAGAGAUCCUCAAGGAAGAAUGGAUUCAAUUCAUGAAGACUCUCGAUCGAGGGCAAAAAAUUCUAGAGCGAAAGAUCAAACAGCUCAAUCUCACUGACAAGCUUCCUGGAGACGUUGCCUGGCUUCUUUAUGAUACCUAUGGCUUCCCAUUAGAUUUGACCACGCUUAUUGCUGAGGAACACGGACUGACUCUAUCCUGUGACGAAUUUGAAGAAGAACGCCAGAAAGCGAUCGAACGAUCGAAGGGAGCUGGUGCUGGUGUUGAUGAAAGUAUCAAUUUAGAUGUCCAUGCUCUUGCGAAGCUCCAGGACGAUGGUGUUCCAACAACUGAUGAUUCGCCAAAGCAGAACUACGACGCAAACGAAGCUGGUGAAUACUCUUUCAAUUCGAUCAAAGCAAAAGUUUUGGCCCUCCGAUUCAACAAAGAAUUCCACCAAAAUUGUGACAGCUGUGAAGUAGGAAUCGUCUUAGACAAGACGAAUUUCUACGCUGAGCAAGGUGGUCAAAUCUAUGACUUGGGCUACUUUUCCCGAGAGAAUGAUGAUGACUUUGAGUUCAACGUCAAAAAUGUACAGAUUCGAGCUGGAUAUGUUCUUCAUGUAGGAACUUUAGUUGGUAAAUUGGCAGUUGGUGAUGAACUUGUUCUCAAUAUCGAUAUUGAGCGACGAGUGAACAUUAUGCCAAACCAUACUGGAACGCACGUUCUCAACUUUGGCCUCAGAUGUGUCCUUGGCGAGGCUGAUCAGAAAGGAUCUCUUGUUGCUCCCGAACGACUGAGAUUCGAUUUCACCGCAGGUGGAGCUCUCAAGCCAGCUCAAAUCAAACAGGUCGAAGAAAUCUGCAAUGAAGUAAUCACCCGAGGUGGAGCUGUCCACUGCCAAGUCUCUCCACUCGCUCAGUCAAAAGCUAUUCAGGGUCUGCGAGCUAUGUUCGACGAAACUUAUCCAGAUCCAGUUCGGGUUGUUUCAAUCGGUGUUCCAGUUAAUGAACUUCUUUCGAAUCCCACAUCUGGUGCUGCUGACAAGACAUCAGUGGAGUUCUGCGGCGGUACUCACUUGAGAGACAUUUCUCAUGCAAGAAAACUCAUCAUAACUACGGAAGAGGCCAUCUCAAAGGGUAUCCGACGAAUGAUCGCGGUCACUGGUGCUGAAGCAGAGAAAGCAGAUCGACAGGCUCAGAGAUUAGGGACGAUCAUUCAACUCAAAAUAGAAAAGGAUGUGAAUGAGCUAAAGGUGGAAGUCAAAGAAGCAAUUCAAGCGAAAAACACCGCGGAUGCUAAUCAACGUGCAAUUACUCUUGGAAAAACAAUGGAAGUUGCACCGAUUUCUGCGUGGAAACGUGCUGAACUUGUUGAUGCUGUGAAGAAGGCAAAGAUGGAGAUUGUUCAAUAUGAACAGAAGGUGCAAAAAGAAAGAAUCGCCAACUUAAAAUCUGAAACCGAAAAGCGAAUCGACGCCGGAGAUGUUGCCGAGCCAGAAGUACUCCUCCUUGAUGCAGGCAGCAACAACAAAGUUCUCAAUGAAAUUCUCAAACUCUACGCAAAGAAAUCUCCGAAGUCGCAUGUGUUACUCUUCAGUGCGGAUCACACCGCCAAGAAAGUCCUUUGUCUCGCUCAAACUCCCAAGGGCUCAACAUUGAAAGCAAACGAAUGGGUCGGUUCAAUUAGUCCUCUUAUCGAUGGACGAGGUGGUGGAAAAGACGUUCAAGCGCAAGCGUCGGGUAAGAACGUUGCUGGGCUCAAUGAUGCCCUUGCUAAGGCAAAGGAAUUUGCUGCAGCGAAUCUUUAA